AACAAACAUGGCGGCGGUCAGUGCAGCGCGGUGCUUAGUACGAAGCUACUCUCGGGCGAAAAAUGUUCAAAGGAGUAAACAGAUGCUGGUUAGAUGUAGUACCAGGACAUUUUGCAGUGGAACACAAGAUGACGCUCUCCCAGACAAGACAAAGCCCCAGUUCACAGAUCCAGAUGUGCAGGACAUCCUCACCAGGAUAACGGGCAUGGACGUGCAGAAAGUUUUCCGCCCCAUAAAGCAGGAGCUGAAGCCACCCACAUACAAACUCAUGACUGAUGGACAACUGAAGGAGGCCCUGGAGGCAGCCACUGAACAGGCAAAAAAGCUGCUGCAGAUGCCCCCUGUUCUGCCGGAGAGAAGACCCAUAGAUGAUGUACUGUCAGAGGACAAGAUCCUGGAUGGCAUGGACACAGCCAAAUAUGUUUUCACAGACAUCACUUACAACAUUCCACACAGGGAGAGGUUCAUUGUUGUAAGGGAGCCCAACGGCAUUCUUAGGAAAGCCACGUGGGAUGAGAGAGACCGGCUUACUCAGGUCUACUUCCCUAAGGAAGGACGCAAACUAACGCCUCCUCUCAUCUUCAAGGAAGAGAAGCUUAAGAUGGUGUUUUCCCAGGACCGUCACGAGGAUGUGUUGGACCUGUGUCAGGUCCAAUUUGAGCCAGAUUCUUCAGAAUACACCAGAGUGCAUACUGCCACUUACGAGGACUUGGACAAACAUGGCAAGUAUGAGCUUCUGCGCUCCACCAGACACUUUGGAGGCAUGGCCUGGUACCUGGUGAAUGCUCGAAGAGUGGAUGGCCUUGUAGUGGACAUGCUGAAGAGAGAGCUGCUCCAGGAUGCAGUGAGUUUAGUAUCUCUCUUCCACAUGGUCCAUCCUCACAGUGAGUCGGCACAGGAAGCUGCCAGUCAGCAGGCCACCGGCACUGACCUGCUCAAGAUCUAUGCCCAGAAGGAAUCCCAGAGGUCAGGUUACAUUGAGCUGGCCCUUCAGGCAUAUGAACUGACAGCUGAGAAGAGCUCUGCUGCCUGAUGAGCCUACACGUAACAGAGAAAUAAGAAUUGAGAAUAUAAGUGGUUCCUCAGUGAAGGAUGGGAGCCCAGAGGGCAGACUGACAUUUACCUCAUCAUUAAUGUGAUAGCUUUCUGUUCUUUCAUCAUUUGGGUCAAAGGGUAAAAUAUGCUUCAUGGAAGAAGCUAUGCACAUCACAUGCCAUCCAUUUGGAGAAUUUGCAUUGAUAAGUGUAACUGACAUGCAUUUCAUGUGGAGCACUGAGUCAAAGUUAAUGUGUCAAGUUAAAUGAUGUACAUAACAAGAUAAGAGAUCUUUUUACUUGUGUUAUGUGGUUAGUCAAACAUGUAUAACAUUAAAGUCUUUACUAAAAAA
Sphaeramia orbicularis (orbiculate cardinalfish) is the source of this 1387-nucleotide messenger RNA. It is a transcript of the gene mrps22, whose product is annotated as mitochondrial ribosomal protein S22. The transcript is spliced from 8 exons. The record is from RefSeq and is a predicted model, not a curated record. Lineage: Eukaryota; Metazoa; Chordata; Actinopteri; Kurtiformes; Apogonidae. Gene Ontology annotation, cellular component: mitochondrial small ribosomal subunit. Gene Ontology annotation, molecular function: structural constituent of ribosome. Bases 8 to 1033 code for a protein of 341 amino acids.